AUGGCGACCCCAGUCAUCCAGAUCAACAACCCAGAUGCCCCCAAGGAUCGCCAACAGGCUGUGGUGAUCGCGACCAAAGAGGCCCGGUGCUAUCGGGAGAAGAAGCUGGUGUUCCCCAACCCUCCACAGGAGCUGCUCAACCAGACCACCGCUUUGGCACACGCAGAGAGGCUCCUUCGAGCAGAGGGCAUCCCCGCGCCAUCGCGUCAGCAGUGCCUCGGAAAGCUGGUGUUGCCGUUCGGCCAGUAUCUGAAUGCCCCAUUUUACUGGCUUGUGGCAAAUGAUGUGGGCUACAUGAAGUACAUGCUUGACAAGCACAGAGAAGAGGUGACAAACCCACAAAGAAAGGGACAGUUGGGGAACCAGUGGGUGAAAGACCACCUCACUGAAUAUGCAGAGAGCUUCCCACAAGUCUCCGCUCUCCUCGAGGCCAACAUCGACAGGUGUAUCUACGGCCAGAGAGGAUUUGAGCAUCACACCUUUCAGGAGAUGUGGGAACUCUACAGCCAGUACCACACCCAGAAGGACAGGCCUGAGCAAUUCAGUGCUGAGCAGAGGGAGGUGAUGAAGAAGGCCUACAGCUCUGUGAGGAGGUGGCAGAACACACCGGUCACCCACAUCUUGAGUGUGCAGAUGAAGCGCUUCAAGAAAUAUAUAAAGGAGAAGGAGCAACAACUGCAGGCAAGCACCUCCCAGCAGGCAAGCACCUCCCAGCAGGCAAGCACCUCCCAGUUCGACCCCUCAUCAUGGCCAGGCGAUGACGCUGAACUGGUAGCCGCAAGCCAGGCAGUUGAAGGUAAUCACCAUCCGGUGUCCGGUGGAAGCAGCCCGAAGCCGCUGUCCAGCAGUCCGAAGCUGCCCGAGGCCGCUGUCCGACCGAAGCUGCCCGAGGCCGCUGUCCAGCAGUCCAAGCUGCCCGAGGCCGCUGUCCAGCAGUCCAAGCUGCCUGAGGCCGCUGUCCAGCAGUCCAAGCUGCCCGAGGCCGCCGUCCGACCGAAGCUGCCCGAGGCCGCUGUCCAGCAGUCCAAGCUGCCUGAGGCCGCUGUCCAGCAGUCCAAGCUGCCCAAGGCCGCUGUCCAGCAGCCCAAGCUGCCUGAGGCCGCUGUCCAGCAGUCCAAGCUGCCCAAGGCCGCUGUCCAGCAGCCCACGCUGCCUGAGGCCGCUGUCCAGCAGUCCAAGCUGCCCGAGGCCGCCGUCCGACCGAAGCUGCCCGAGGCCGCUGUCCAGCAGUCCAAGCUGCCCAAGGGCGCUGUCCAGCAGUCCAAGCUGCCCGAGGCCGCUGUCCAGCAGCCCAAGCUGCCUGAGGCCGCUGUCCAGCAAGUCCAAGCUGCCCGACGCCGCCGUCCGGCCGAAGCGGCCUGA
Sebastes umbrosus (honeycomb rockfish) is the source of this 1362-nucleotide messenger RNA. Its product is annotated as titin-like. The record is from RefSeq and is a predicted model, not a curated record. The coding region runs from base 1 to 1362 and encodes 453 amino acids. The transcript has 4 exons. NCBI's taxonomy places the organism in Eukaryota, Metazoa, Chordata, Actinopteri, Perciformes, Sebastidae.